This is a messenger RNA of Protopterus annectens (West African lungfish), 2463 nucleotides long. RefSeq names its product forkhead box C2 (gene FOXC2). The record is from RefSeq and is a predicted model, not a curated record. Gene Ontology annotation, molecular function: RNA polymerase II cis-regulatory region sequence-specific DNA binding; DNA-binding transcription factor activity, RNA polymerase II-specific. NCBI's taxonomy places the organism in Eukaryota, Metazoa, Chordata, Ceratodontiformes, Protopteridae. Gene Ontology annotation, biological process: cell differentiation; regulation of transcription by RNA polymerase II; anatomical structure morphogenesis. Bases 292 to 1740 code for a protein of 482 amino acids. The transcript has a single exon.
AAGGAGUUUAAGAAGGCAGCCUCUAGCUUUCUCUGGAACAGAACGUGUCCCGUUUUUUUUAAAGGAAACCGAGUUUUAUUUUUCGUUCUGGUUGCCAUCUUUACCGGUGUGUUCAGACGUGUUAUUGUAGCUGCUCAGAUUCUUCUGAGUUACGGGAUGCUGAAAUCCAUCAGUUGAGGUACAGCUUUCCAAACUGAAGGUACAUCCAAAAGGCCGGCUUCACUUCGUCCUGGGGUCCCACCUCACUGGCUUGCCUCUGAUUGCAUUCAUAAUUCUAAGAACUUUUGGAAAAUGCAGGCACGUUAUCCAGUAGCAGACCCCAAUGGUUUGGGGGUCGUGCCUUAUUUAACUGAACAGAACUAUUAUCGAGCUACAGGGAGCUAUGGCAGCAUGGCGACCCCAAUGGGUGUGUAUUCUAGCCCCGAUCAAUAUGCCACAAGCAUGGCUCGAACCUAUGGACCAUAUCAUCACCAUCAUCAGCCCACUGCCCCUAAAGACUUAGUCAAGCCUCCUUACAGCUACAUUGCCCUCAUCACUAUGGCUAUUCAGAGUGCCCCAGAUAAAAAGAUCACCCUUAAUGGAAUUUACCAGUUUAUUAUGGACCGGUUCCCGUUCUACCGCGAAAACAAACAGGGAUGGCAGAACAGCAUCCGCCACAAUCUCUCCCUGAAUGAAUGCUUUGUCAAAGUGCCUAGGGACGACAAAAAGCCAGGGAAAGGCAGCUAUUGGACCUUGGAUCCAGACUCUUACAACAUGUUUGAGAAUGGCAGCUUCUUGCGAAGGAGAAGGCGAUUUAAGAAGAAGGACGCUUGCAGAGAAAAGGAGGAGAGGGAGCGGCAGCUUAAGGAACAGGCCAAGGCCCAGACCUCUCUUACAAAUAGUGAAGUUUCCAAGGAGGACACAGCCGAGAAAAAAGUUGUUAUUAAGAGUGAGGCCUCCUCUCCUGCUCUGCCAGUAAUCACCAAGGUGGAGACUCUGAGCCCUAAUAGUGGUAGUGCCCUGCAGGAAAGUCCUAGGAGUAUGACCUCUACACCUUCAAUUUCCACCGAAAACUCCAUUCCUGACCACCACAAUCACCAUCACCAUGCUUCCAGCAACGGACUUUCAGGUUUCAGUGUAGAAAACAUCAUGACAUUAAGGACAUCACCGCAGGCUGAUCUAAAUCCAGCUUCUUUACCUUCUAGCCGGACAGGUAUGGUGUCUUCCUUGUCGCUGGGUUACCCUCAGACACAGUCUUCUGUGUAUAGCCAGGCUUGUAGCCAAAGUAUGGACGCUAGUGGGAGCUAUCAGUGCAGCAUGAGGGCGAUGAGUUUAUACACAGGAGACCGAUCAAGCCAUAUGUGCGUCCCCACAACGCUGGAAGAAGGCAUUGCAGAUCAUCACAGCGGUACGACGUCUCCUCUGGGUACAAUGAGCCUUUCCUCUAACCAGGAAAGUGUCCUCAGUUCAACGCACCACCAGCAAGUUGCAGCUGCAGGGCAACCAGCUUCUGCUUGGUACCUUAACCAUGGGGCAGCUGACUUAAAUCACCUCUCUGGUGGCCAUGGGUUUGGUUCCCAGCAGCAGACUUACCAAAAUGUUCGUGAAAUGUUCAACCCUCAUCGGCUUGGGUUGGAGAACUCGUCAUCCCUUAGUGACCAUCAGGUGAACAGCAAUGCCAGCUGUCAGAUCCCUUACCGGUCUUCGCCAUCCAUAUACCGCCACACAACUCCCUAUUCAUAUGACUGCACUAAAUAUUGAUUGAUUCUUGAAACGUCUACACAAAAUGCCAUAUGCAAUUUAUACAUAAAAACUGAACCAACGAAUAUGUCGUAAGGUCCAUCAGCAGGCAGAGUAGCCAAAGGUAGCAAUUUUGUAUCCACUGUUGUUAUUUAGUACCAUUUUGUCUGACAUUAAACACAAACUAACUCAACCUGAACUAGCAAAACGUAAAACAUUCAGCAACGUGGCUAUUUUUGCUGCCAGCUUAAGUGUCUCAUAAGCAAUCGGCCAAAAUAUUGUAUCGAUGACGUGUAUUCUCUGUAAUAUAUUUUAAUGUCUGAAUUCAGGUGUCUCAUUACCUGUUGUAAAUUGUAUGGAUAUCUAAUCUGGCUCACGUACUGAGCCAUUAAUAUAAUAUUUAAAGUUAAAUUCACUGGAUUGUUUGGUUACCCGCAGCCAUUUUAAAAUCCGAUAUGAAAAUAUUGCAGCUGUUAUUUCUCAAGUGUUGUACAAACUAUGCUUUGUGUUUUUAUGUUUUGACUUUAUAUUUUGCAAAGUUAAGAAAUAAUUUAUUUGGUCGUGGUUUUUUUUCUAAGCAACUGAAUUCCAGUCAUUUGAAAUCUGAUUUGAGUCUGUUUUCGUGUAUAUCAUUGACAUGGACUUGUGUUGAUCAUUCCUUGAACUUUUUCGUCUGUCUUUACCUUUGUCUAUUAGUUUUAACUGUAUUAAUUUUAAAAUAAAUCCCUGUUGUUUUUUGCGAAA